Molecule: messenger RNA, 2121 nt
Organism: Aspergillus ochraceoroseus IBT 24754
Lineage: Eukaryota; Fungi; Ascomycota; Eurotiomycetes; Eurotiales; Aspergillaceae
Product: grainyhead-like protein
Exons: 3
Coding region: 1-2121 (706 amino acids)
Biological process (GO): regulation of transcription by RNA polymerase II
Cellular component (GO): nucleus
Molecular function (GO): RNA polymerase II cis-regulatory region sequence-specific DNA binding; DNA-binding transcription activator activity, RNA polymerase II-specific
Source: RefSeq, a predicted model, not a curated record
AUGGACCCAGACGCCAUCCCGCAGCCCACGCAAGACCCGCACCCGCAAUACAUGGCACCGAUGGUUGACCCGAACUCACUUCAAUUCAUUAACCCUCUGAGCCAACCACAUGGCUACUAUACUCCUAAUUCCGGUGGCCUGGGCGCUAUAUACCAUAGCCAAGCCGGUGACCUUCACACGCCUGGCAUGGGUAUGAACAUGAUCACCCCCCUCUCCAUUGCGCAGCAGAUGCCCAUCCCUACGGAUGGCUCGGGAAUGCCUCUCGAUCAGUAUGAUCCGCAGUAUAUACCUCCACACUUUCAAAACCCACAACCUUUUGGCCCUCCAUCAUUCUUUGCACCCGGUGCAUUUGUCCAGACCGACGCAGGUUAUGAUGCCGUAGACGAAUCCGUUGAUGAAGGGUCUCUAAAUGAUGUCGAUAUGCAGGGAAACACACAGCCACAGAUGGCAACCACGGCGAUGCGAGAUUCUGAGAACCAGGAUAUCCCAACCCCAGGCGAAAGGUUCCGGUACCAGGUCACGCUGCGUGCUCCCACCGCUAUGAUAACCCACCAGAACGAAAUUCCUGUCACAUAUCUCAACAAGGGCCAGGCCUACUCCAUGUCCGUUAUCGAUUCAAACCCACCGUCUUUAAAUUCACAGCCAGUUAAAUACAGAACUUUUAUCCGUGUUUCAUUCCAAGAAGAAGAACAACGAUUAAAACCCGCUACCUGCUGGCAGCUGUGGAAAGAAGGACGGGGGUCUAGCGAAGCGCAUCAGAGGGGUGGCAAGCUCCAGGCUGUCGAAUAUGUGGAUCCAAUUCAGGGAGGGAUAGAGGAUCAAAAGAGUCGGCAAAUUCAACUGGAACACUCAUCAUUUGACGGCUUCUGUGUCACCUGGUCCCCGAGUCCAAUAACUGGGACAUCGGAAUGUGCCAUCUCUGUUCGCUUCAACUUCCUGUCGACUGACUUUAGUCACUCAAAAGGUGUAAAAGGUAUCCCAGUCAGGCUAUGCGCCAAGACAGAACGGAUAUCAGGAGGCGCCUCCGACACUGCAGGCAAAGAAUCGGAAGUGUGUUAUUGUAAAGUCAAGCUUUUCCGAGACCAUGGUGCUGAACGCAAGCUGUCCAAUGAUGUCGCACAUGUGAGGAAAACGAUUGAGAAGCUUCGACAGCAGAUCCAACAAAAUGAGAUGGGCGCUGGCGGUUAUGGUAAGCGCAAGCGCAGUAAUGGACCCGUCGCUUUCAAGAGCUCGGAUCCACGCCCAGCGAAGAUAUCCAAGCAUAAACGGACGCUGUCCACGGGUUCACAAGAUGGUUCCGGCAAGAUGAGUGUUGGGGAUGAUCUGCUCGAAAAGCUGUCCUUAUUGCAGGACAUGUUCUCGUCGACCAGGCCUGUAAGUGUUCUGGGACUCCAGGGGGAUGAAAAUGAUGACCCAGACAUGUACCCUGUUCAACUCCCCGAUUCUCGCAACUACAUAAAAAAGGAAAGAGUUAGCCGUCAAUUUAGCAUGGAUAGGAAUACGCUGCAAACAUUAUCUCCAACAAGCAGCAGUAUGUCAAUUAGUUCCCCAUGUCACCCUCCAAACGCUCAACAAAAAGGUGCUCUCUUCGAGUCCGACUUUUAUGAUUUGCUAAACGCUCCCAAAGAGAAUUCGCGGUCAUCAUCCGAGGUCCAAGGCGACAGAACCCUCCUAAAGCACCCCGUGAAAGUGCAGAGGGUGCCAUCGGGAGACGCCAGCGCGCCUACGGGUUACAUUAAAGCGGUGGACAUUGACCCAACUUACAGACCACCAGCAGAGCGACAACCUAGGCCAAUCGCUUGCUUUUACAUCCGAUUUCCCCGAAACGCUCAACAUCAGGACGACUAUUACCGGGCGGUUUAUCUUACCGAGCGUACAGUUCGUGACUUGAUGGAGAAGAUUUCCGUGAAGCAACGAAUAGACCCGCAGCGCAUCAUGCGCGUACUGCUUGUUAAAGAAAAUGGCCUUAGGAUUAUGGUCGACGAUGAUGUGGUUCGCGAACUUCCCGAUGGGCAAGAUAUGGUUGUUGAAAUCUCAGAAACCGCGCCGUUUGAAAGUAGCACUGUUACCGCAGGCACUAAUGCUUUCACCCCUCCAGUAGAAGUGAAAUUGAGAUACUAA